This is a messenger RNA of Caenorhabditis briggsae, 993 nucleotides long. Lineage: Eukaryota; Metazoa; Nematoda; Chromadorea; Rhabditida; Rhabditidae. The annotation marks the transcript as partial. The record is from RefSeq and is a predicted model, not a curated record. The transcript has 4 exons.
AUAGACUUUACGGAACCCGAAUGGCUUAUUUUCUACUAUCAUCUGAUAGGCGGUGUUUCUGUUAUCAUGAACACCCUUGGGAUCUAUCUCUUGCUUUAUCAAUGCAAUGCGAUAGGAAGUUUCCGUUACUGGUUAUUGGCUUAUCAACUAAUGUGUUUUGCCACAGAUUUACAGUUCACUUUACUUAUGCAACCCGUUCCUUUGUACCCAAUAAUCGCCGGUUAUUCAAUGGGAGUUUUAUCAAAAUGGUUUUCAAUUCCUUCUGUUUCUCUAACAUGUAUUGUUUUUCCUUUUUUGUUACUUCCAACCAUGUCGGGGUACACACUAGGAGUUUUGUCAUACUUUGGUGUCAACGAGUUUUUCAUGGUGGUUCUGGUUCUGUUGGCGGUCAACAUGUUGGCUAACACAUUUUUACUGAAGCAUCAAUCAGUUUCGUCGAUAUCGAAUUCAUUUGUUAUUCCAAAAUUCGUGAAUGGGAUUAUCUUUUUAGUGUUCGGAAUUGUUCUUAUUGCUUUUGAGAUAGUGCUGUACUCAGCAUGUUUUGAUGAGAAAGAUAAAUGGAUUUAUAUUGAACUGAACUAUCCUGAGUACAUUCGUAGCUUCCAGCAAUUACAGGAGUUUGAGGUCAUGGACGGAGAAAAGAUAAUAUUUAUAGCAAAAUUCCUCAUAGGCUUUGGCUUCUUUGGAUCAACUAUUUUGCUUCUCGUGGUGAUUGAUAUUUUCCAGAAAUUGAAAGUAUUGAAACUGAAGAUUUCGCCCAAAAACUAUCGGAAACAUUCUGAAGCAAUGAGAUGUCUUCUGGUCCAAUCUAUCGCGGUUGGCAUAGCCGCACUCCCUCUUUUAUUAUUUGGAAUUUCAUUGGCAGCGGAGAAUAUUGACGGUCAAUUUUGGGCAGAAAUCGGGAUCGCUUGUUUUGCCACUCAUUCAUCAUUGAAUAUGAUUCUUCUUAUGAUAUUUUUUCCACCGUAUAGAAAUUUUGUUAAGAAAAAUAUU